CCCGCACAGCUUUUACCACCAUUGGCCGUAUGCGCAUCUGACAUCGUUGGCAUAUCCCGCGCCCGCCCUUGUUGCUCGACCUGAUUUUGUCCUUGGAUGGCUUUGGUUGGAAUAUAGACCCUUGCGGACCCCACCAUCAACCCCGAUCUCACUUUGCGGUCCGAUUGAGCUUUUCAGCGAAGGUCCUGCGUUGGCGCUUUCAACACGAGCACCGCAGAACACCCCCCGAAAAGCGAAGCACCCCCACCCGCCCUCAAAACAUCCAUCCGCACGCGCGUGUACAGUUCCAGCCAUGAACCCGUCAUACCAAUCCUCACAGGCCCCGCUGACCACGGCAACAGGGACCCAACAGCCGCUUCAGCAAGAUUCGCCGCUGAUUCCCAGCUUGCACCCGCUCAAUGGCCCGGCGCAGGCGAUGUCGUUUGGUACGCGGCAGGCACAGGCACAGAUCCCAACCACGUUCGUGCCCGCCACAGCGCGCGCCCCCGCGCCGCACAGCAAUGGCGUAGGAGCCCACUACCACCAGCAUGGCGCGCCCGCAGCGCCACCCAUGUCUGCGCCCCCGGCAUACACGGUCGCAGGGCCGACACCACAGCACACCUCUGCGGUCCCCGGUGCAACGAUCCAGCCCCAGAACUCUACACCCGUGUACUCCACGGCAGGGCCCGCUAGCGCACCGCCGGCAACCACAGCCACGACCACGCCGCACGUCAAGGUUGCGCCGCUGAUUGAGGAGCAUGUGGGCGAUAUCCCUCCUCCACCACCGCAGGAGUCGGGCGCAACUUCGUCCAAGAACGGCAACGGCAACAGCAAGGCAGCAGUGCCGGCCUUCAUCUCCAAGCUUAUGACCAUGAUCAACGACCACUCCAUUGAUCAUCUCAUCUCCUGGACUGAGGGCGGGCAAACGUUCAAGGUGCACGAUGCAGCCACGCUGGCCAAGGAAGUGCUCCCGCGCUACUUCAAGCACAGUAACUUCACCAGCCUCGUCAGACAGCUCAAUAUGUACGGCUUCCACAAGGUUGUUGGCGUGGACGCUGGUGGCCUUAAAACCGCGUCAGAUCAAGUGUGGGAGUUUGUGCACCCGUGCGUGCAGCGCGACAAGCCACACCUGCUCAACCUCGUCAAGCGAAAGGAGGGCAGCGCGACGCGACGCAAGAUGGCGCGCAAGGAUGUGGACACCGUCAUGCACGACCUCAGCGCAAUGAAGGAUGACCAGGCUGUCCUCACAACAAAGUUCCAGGACAUGCAGAGGCAAAACACGGCACUGUGGCAGGAAGUGACGCAGCUGCGACACAAGCACGAGCACCAGCAACGCAUGAUCUCCAAGAUUAUGAUGUUCCUCUCCCGCGUCGUGCAGCACCAGCAGCCACAGACCAUCAACGGCCCCGCAGCAAAGCGCGCAAAGACGCUUGCGCUGGAGCCGCUGUGGGAUGCCGAGGACGAACUGGAUGCGGACGGGAUUGCGUCGCUCGACGAUGUUCCGCUCGUACCAGGAUCUGUUUCGGCUGCCGACGCCCUCGCUGCCGCACAAGCAGCCGUCUCUUCAGCCGUCGCCGCCACCAUGCCUGCAAGCACUACCAUGCCGGCAAGCACAGCCAUGCCGGCAAGCACAGCCAUGCCGGCAAGCACAGCCAUGCCGGCAAGUAUCCCGACGACGACUGUUGGCAUGAUGCCGACUGCGACAAUGGCGGCAACCACGACGGCGCCACAGGGACUGUCGCAGCUCGCGCCAGCCAGCAACGGCCAGACUCUUCCAGUGUACCAACCAACCAUCCAUGACCGUUUGGUGGACCUCUCCAACAGCGAGCGCCUGGCGGACGUCGAGAACAUUGUUGGUCCGGAGCUGACGAGCAACGACGCGCGGCUGCAGCUGCAGCGUGACCGCCUUGCCCAGAGCGGAUUUGACCCGAGCCUUCUCCACAGCCUGUGGGCGGCAGCUGGGGACGAAACGGCGCACGCACAGCACGUCGGUGGCGAUGUCGACUUCACAGCGCUCACGCCGCCAACCACCAUGGGACAGGUAAGCUUGUAAUCUUCCAACACAACACGCAUACACGUUUUUCCACGACAUUACCACCACACCACCACCAUCAUCCCUGCGAACCCAAUGGCAACUUGCGCGCCCCUAUCUGCUGGCCCCUCUUGCUUCCCUACCUGCCCAAGUACAUGCAUGCAAAAAAGUACUUCCCCUCCCCCCCUUCCUCUCCACCCUUUGGCCCCUGUCUCCCCACCCUUUUUCUCCUUCGUGGCCCAACCACUAUCCUUCUGCCUCAUUCCCCUCUUUCCAGUAUCAUUACUUCUUCCCAUUUCGGUGUCCUCGCUGUUCGUGUUCCAGCCCAUUCGCUGUGCGUGCAUGUGCACACGCGUGUGUUGUGCCUUGUUUCACCCCCCCCCAAAGCCAAACCACCUUCCAAAUGCAAGGUGCGCACUUUUUGUGCCAAUUUUUUUUUCCAAGUGGGGUUGCACACAACACAGCGAAUGUCCAGCUUCCUUUCUCCAAUCACGUGUGUGGAUCAAUUGUGUUUUCCGCGUGCCUGUGACAUACCUUCAAUGUGUCGCAACGUUUGUUCAUUGGUCAUGCACGCUGUUCCACACCUUUUGCCAUUGUGUGCGGGUUUUCUUCACCCCUCCACACAGCUGCACUGCGCAUUACUGCCUUGCCCAUACCUCCGUCCCCUGGAACCCCCCCCCUCCCUCUCUCUCCGUCGUCGAUAUCUAGCGAUCCCAGCACACAUGUGUGAGGGGCGCAUUGACUUGCUAUUGGGUGCAAGCUGCGUGGCCCAACCGCGCAAGCACACCACGCAGCGCUAACCACUGGUGUAGCCAGCCGUAAUCGUGUGCGUCCGUGUUGCGUUUUUCUCCAAACACAACACAUCCAUCCGCCGCCACUACAAUGUGUACACUGUGCACGGCGUGCGCGGACGGUGGUCCCCCGCUUGCAUUCCUCCUUCACACCCCCUCUGCGUCUUCUUCUUCAUUGUACACCACUCGGUUUGUUUUGUGUUUACACAUCAGUUCAUGGCGGUCCCACCGCAACAUCCACCACCACCACCACCACCACCACCAUACCAUCUACCAUCCCUCCCACCAUCAUCACUUCAUCAACAACUUCGGCACCUUCUCCCAUAUAUGAAAUCACAGUUGCAUUGACCCGCCCCCCCCCUUUUAUUUUCGGUUGUGUUCGUCUCUUCCGCUGUCUGUGUGCCUGUCUUCUUUUGUUGUUGUUUUUUUUUUGCUGUUCGUUCGCGGUCGCGGCGCUGUCACGUCACAGCGCCGGAUCGCCUUGUCGUUGUCACCUUAAUGACACUUCGCCCAUGUCAUCAGCAGGCCCAGUAGCUUGUAUGUGCAUUCGUCGCCCAUGUUGGUGACCGUAUCCUUUUCACGUCCCUUCUCUUUCGUGCUUCUGUUCUUUGGCUCCCCUUAACGAUACACCUGGAUGUCAAAUCCCCUUAAUGUGAUGUUGCUGUUGUGAGCAACUCAAGCUGUCAUUUCACAUGUCUUAAUUGACACCCGCUCUUUGCUGGGUUUUCGUGUUUGUUUACCGACUGUGAGGACAACCGUUACCUUUCGCAUCUGUCGCUUCUUUGUCAUCUCACCACCACUUGGCCCCUCCCGUCUUCCCGCUCUCUCUGUAUCCCUGCCACCCUUUCAUGCUGCCCAUUGUUUGAUUGCUCCCACCUUUUCUCCCAACCACUCUGCAUGCAUGUACGCGGGCCCACUCCUCGCUCCACCACCAUCAUCAUCAUCUUCAUCAUCAUCAUCAACUACAACCCCUCCCCCCCACCACGCAACAACAACUACUGCCACAUCUCCACAUCUCCACAUCUUCAUCUCCUCGCCACCUCGUCCUUGCGUUGCUGUUUUCGCCACAAAACAACACAAACCAAAGAGUCGUGCUUUGUCUCACUCGCUGUUGGGCAACAAACAGAAUGUCAUGUACUCUCCGCUCGACCUGGACGUCUCUGGCUCCAACGAGCCCUCACCACCCCUCCACUCGCCGCCUGCCACCGCCACCGCCACCGCUGCCACCUCUACCUCCGUCGCGACGUCACUUGACAGCGGCUUGCAAGCACACGUGGAGUCUCCAGCUGACUUCAACUCGCCGCCCGCAAGCUCCGCCUGAACAGCCACAGUCACAGCUGCCGCUGUUUUAAACCCCCACCCCCUUGUCUGUUAAUCAAACAGCAGGCUUGGUCUUCCACUCCUUUGGCCUGCCAUUAUUUCGACACGAUCCUCCCCUACCGCUAUCACCCUUUUCACUUGUGUCCCUCGCUGUAUUCGGCCUGCUUGUUCUUGCUUUUCGGACUAACAUGCGCGUGUUUGAAUCGAGAAAGAGCUGAUGCCCCCGUUCCCCCCCCCCUUCCCUGAACGACCGUACCACUUGUACUAGUGAUCUGUGUUCGUGCGUGUGAGUGUGCGCGAUCCUCUCUUCUUCUUCGUAUUGUUCUCAGCUGCUAUGACGGCGCGAGACGGUUGUCCUCCUUCCCAUGUUCCUGCCCAUGGCAUGUCAUCAUUGAAGCGUUUAUUGCCCUGCUUCCAUUUGUACCGUAGGCGCUCCUCUGCUGUAACUGUCCGCUGUUGCUUCCCAUCAUGGGGAUCACGUCUUCGUGUUCCUGGCUGUACUCGCCACAGUCGGCUGUUCCGGCUGUGUUGCUUGGUGUGGGUGGUUGUUGUUGUUUUGUUGUUUUGUUGUUGCGUUUUGUUAGUGUCUUCCUCUUCAGAUCACUGUUUGUAUCCUUUCCCACCCCUACGCUGAUGACUGAUUACUUAGCCUUCCACGACUACAUAUUAAGUCAUUCAUUCGCCUGUUGUUGUGUUGUGUUCCCAGCGUGGCUAUGCGCUGCCUUCAUACCUUGUCCUCGCUUAUACCUGCUGUAUUUGCUUGCGUGCGUGCGUAUGUGCGUGUGUGUGUGUGUCAGCGUGCAUGCCUUGGCGUGGAUGUGCGCGUGGUACGUGUGCAUGCCUGUAUUCGUCAGCCACGCCUCGGCAAACUGUUUCGAACAUAGGCAUUGUUUCUGUUACACAUGAAUGAACAGCGUGGCCCCACAGAUACACCGCGUCAAAC
Salpingoeca rosetta is the source of this 5065-nucleotide messenger RNA. RefSeq lists its product as uncharacterized. Gene Ontology annotation, molecular function: DNA-binding transcription factor activity; sequence-specific DNA binding. The coding region runs from base 293 to 2032 and encodes 579 amino acids. The record is from RefSeq and is a predicted model, not a curated record. Lineage: Eukaryota; Choanoflagellata; Craspedida; Salpingoecidae. Gene Ontology annotation, biological process: regulation of DNA-templated transcription. The transcript is spliced from 10 exons.